GAUGGGGGAGAAUGGGAACAAAUGCCUUUAAAUCCAUUGUAUUUAGCCGAUUUUCAUAAAAUAGAUGUUGUUUGAAAAAACUUUUGUCCAGAAAUACGAAAUAUAUAAAUUAAAUAAGUAAUAUACAGUGUUAUUUUCAUGAUAUUUGAUUUGAAACGAAACCAAAUUUCUGGUUUAUUAUAAUAGAUUCAAUCAGGAAUUAACGCAUAUUAGUUGCGUUUCGUUGACUCUAGCCCCCAAUACCAUUUCAAGGUUAUUUAUUAUAAGCGUUUCGAAGGUAUUCUUUUCACCAAAUAUUGAUGCGGAAAUUAAUUAUAGAAAAUUGAUUUUGAAUAGAAAAAAAUCUAUUAAAAAAAUAACAUAUGUAAAGGAAAAAUAAACGUUCGCCUCGUUACUUUCAAAUCUUAUAGCGAGUGGAUCAAAAUUAUUUAUGUCUCAAAAAAAGUUAUGCAAUACCAUGUGAAAGUAAAUAAUAAUUCGUUUUGAUUUACUGAUUAUCCAACAAUAUUUGUCAAUUUCACUUUUCAUAUUUUAUAUCAACGAAAAUUGUUUACAGCAAACAUUAAAAAUCACUUAAGAAAAUUACGUCACGUCACGUGAACGAUAAUUUAAGAAUAAUAGAGAUAUACGAAGUAAAUUAUUAAUAUUUAGGUUGUUUAUUAUAUGUUGUAGAUAAUAAGUGUAAUUUUUUUCUAUAUAAAAUCCUCUUGACAUAAUUAAAUCUACAAUUUUAAUAAGUUUUUGUCAUAAUACGAGAUUAUUACGAAUUGACAACCGGCAACACUGGUGUCGUCAGGUGAUCUGUCAUACCAUCUUGAAGUUUGAAAUAUUUGACAGCACAUAACUAUUUAUGGCGCGAAAAAUAUCUUUGUUGUUUAAACAUAUGAUAUUAUGAGAAAAUUUUCAAAUUAUAAUAUAUGAAAGAUGUGUUUUAUCAAAAUAUGAAAAAUUUUGUGUUGUUGUGUUGUGUUUUCCAAUAAUAAAUUAGUGAUAACAUCAGAAAGCAAGCACUUCAACUUUACGUGUCGUAAGGUAUAUGAAUAAUAUACUUUAGUGAUAGUAUAAACAAAAGUGGUAUUUUAUACUGAUGUUUAUGUAAAUAUGUCCGUAAGGUAUAUAAAAAUAUUAUUACUCUAAUGUAAGGAUAGAAAACAUUGAAGUAUUAAUAUCUAUAUCUCCAUCAUUGAACAAUGGAAAUGCAAAUAGAUAAUUUACUAGUUCAUAAAGUAUGUAAAUGAGUUACUUAAGAUAUAUUACGAAGGUUACCUGUCGUAAUAUUAAAUUGCAUACAAAGCUGUGUGUGAAUUUAUAUUAAAACUAUUAGAAUGAGAACGAUUCAAUGACUAUUGUUAAAUUGGAAAUCUGCAAUAGGAAUCAUUAAAAAAAAUCUUUUUUUAUAAUCAAGGUGAAAUCUCGAUGUCGAAUAUUCAAACUUGGUUUGUUCAACUCUUAGACUUAUAAAUUAUAGUCCAGUCAAACUAGACUUCCGUAUUUAAUUGAACAAUUAGGUAUAAAUAAUUUAGAGACCAAUUGAAGUGCAACUCUUUAGGAGACUGUACAAUCUCAGCGAGACAUCCCAAGACAUGCCGAAUGCGAGAAAGUACAGAGCAGCUCCCGCCUUGUCUCGCCCGUUUUUGUUACCGUGUCGGAUUUUCGUGUCCGAGUCUCGGCAUUUCUCGCGAGGGAGCCUAGAGCAUUAUUUUACACUAUCCCGCGAUUCAGUGUCCAUAUAACCUAUUUCUUCAAUAAUUAAUUUUGAAAAGUGUUUUUUUGUUGUAAAACAUAUUUUUUUAAUAAAUAAUUAAGAUAUCGCAAACGUUAAAUACAUCAUUUGAUUCGUUUCGAAAAUAAUAUUUCGUAAUCGAAAAACGUAAAUUUAGCCUUUUUUUUUAAAUUUUAACACAACUUCUUCGCAAAAUAAAAAAAUUAAAUUUUGACCCUUUAAAAAAUAAUAUAAACAAAAGCUGUGACCUUCAUUUUACACAGUAUUAGCGUAAUGAAAAAAAAUAUUUUUUUUUCGAUAAUCAUUUAUUUUUUAAGCUAAUUUGACCGGACUAUUUCGUAAACUGUGUUUCCGAUGUUUAGAAAUAAAAAAGUUGCCAGUUUGUGAUGAAUUAAACUUAUAAGAUGGCGUCGUUCGGUGUAAUUAUUAUAGUCUAUUUAAAAAAAUAGUUAACAAACAAUGUUCUAUAGUGUAAAUUAGGGAUCAAAAAUUCAAUUCCAAACUUGAAAUAAUAAUAAAUAGUUUUGAUUUUCAUAUAUAGAAUUGGCUUCACUGUUUGUAAAGAGUAAAGUAAAAUUUACUUGUUUGUUUUUUUAUAUUGAGUAAAAUAAAAUCUUCAUUUUAAAAAAUCGAUUUUAAAUAGAAAACUAACAUAUGAUGGCGUCUUCUAUAGAUUUAACUACGAAAGAACGUGUACAGUUUGCACAAUGUAUUUAACAUCGAAUCAAAACUAAUUAACAUAGUCAUUCUUUUAUGUGCCAAAUGCAGUGGCGUAGCAUAAAAUAUUUUAAAUACAAAUUUAUUUCGAUUUUAUUGGUUCCUAAUACAAAAUUUUAUUUUAUAUUCAAGAUAUAUACACUUAGGGUUACUAAUUUAUUUAAAUAAAUAAUUGUUAUUGUAAUUUAUCCCAAUUAUUACAUUUUAAUAAAUUUAUAAGAAAUAUUAAAUAGUUCUUUCAAUACCCGCCGAUGAAGGCAUCGUCAGUGGGAGUAAUGAGAUGUAGAAGGAGAACUUGAAAUAAAAGUUCUUCUUUCUAGUAGCGUUUAGUUUUAAAUUGUUUCCAUAGUACAAACUAGAGAGCAGGUCAGGUUCGACCCACUGUGAUUUUCUGAUAAAAUAAAAAUAUGUUUUUAAAAAUCCUAUUUGUCGUAUCGGUAUUUUGUUUUUCGGGUGCGUUCGCGAAACUUGACGAAGUUUUCGAAUGGAAACAAGUGAAAUUCGAAUGGCCAACCGAAGAAGCCGAGAAAGUAGCCAUUGAAAACGGGGAUUAUGUACCGGAAAAUAAUUUACCGUUGGGAUUGGUUAGGUGGAAGGAUAAACUUUUCGUUACUGUUCCCAGAUGGAAGCAUGGAGUGGCUGCAACUUUGAAUUACAUUCUACUCAAUACAACAGAAAAAUCACCUAAAUUCCACCCUUAUCCCGAUUGGAACGCGAAUCUACUUCCAAAAGAAGGAGAGGAUCCAGUAGAAAACCAGAUCGUAUCAGUUUUUCGAAUGAAAGUCGAUCCUUGCGAUCGUUUGUGGAUAAUGGAAACUGGUUUAGCAGAUAUUUUGGGUAAUCCAAAGCUCGUUAUUCCACCCUCUAUUGCUAUUUUCGAUUUAAACACCGAUAAGUUGAUAAAAAGAUAUAAUUUAUCAGAAACUGACAUCAAGGGAGAAGAUUCUUUCUUCGCUAAUAUUAUCGUUGAUGUUACUAACGAAACAUGUGACAAAGCUUUCGCCUACAUCCCCGAUUUAGGAGGAUACGGUAUAGUCGUAUACUCCUUAGCCGACGAUAAAUCGUGGAGAGUUAAGCACAAUUAUUUCCAUUUUGAUCCGUUAAAAGGCGACAUGACCGUCGGCGGAGUUAAUUUCCAAUGGACCGAUGGAGUAUUUGGAGUUGCGCUAGGACCAUUAAAUGAAACAACCGGUUUCAGAACGGCUUAUUUCCACGCCUUGGCUAGUUGCAAUCAAUUUUCCGUUAGCACGCAAGUUCUGAAGAACGAAAUCUUGGCAACUGAUCCAGCGUCGUUUGAUUUAUAUCAAUUGGAAGGUAUCAAAGAUGAUAAAGGACAAUCUUCAUCAUCAGAUUUCGAUGUGAAAACCAACGUUUUAUUCAUAACGCAGCUACAAAGAGAUGGUAUAGCCUGCUGGAACCCCAGAACUAAACUCGAACCUGAUAAUUUUCCAUUGAUAGUUCAAGAUCAUGAAAAAUUGAUUUUCACUAACGAUAUUUCGAUCGAUGCCGAAAGGAAUCUCUGGAUUCUAUCGGAUCGAAUGCCAAUUUUUAUUUACAAACAAUUAGAUCCGAAUCAAAUCAAUUAUAGAAUAAUGAGAAUUAAAAUCGAUGAUGCAAUCAAAGACACUGCGUGUGAAGCUUGAAAUAAUAGAUCAGUAUUAUUAAAAACGUGAUUUGCAUAUUGUAAAAAAAUUUUAAUAGUGGGAAAUAAAUUUUUUUUAAGAAA
Diorhabda sublineata is the source of this 4166-nucleotide messenger RNA. RefSeq names its product protein yellow. The record is from RefSeq and is a predicted model, not a curated record. Lineage: Eukaryota; Metazoa; Arthropoda; Insecta; Coleoptera; Chrysomelidae. The transcript is spliced from 6 exons. Gene Ontology annotation, cellular component: extracellular region. The coding region runs from base 2848 to 4083 and encodes 411 amino acids.